Prunus mume (Japanese apricot) is the source of this 1040-nucleotide messenger RNA. RefSeq names its product elongation factor P (EF-P) family protein. Gene Ontology annotation, biological process: translational elongation; peptide biosynthetic process. Gene Ontology annotation, molecular function: translation elongation factor activity. The record is from RefSeq and is a predicted model, not a curated record. Gene Ontology annotation, cellular component: cytoplasm. Lineage: Eukaryota; Viridiplantae; Streptophyta; Magnoliopsida; Rosales; Rosaceae.
GCAAAAACCGCAGGCGCAUUGUCAUGGCCCUCUAAAUUUCCGGGAAAACACACACGAAUACUGAGACACCUUUGCUUUCUCAAAACAGCCAUAGCCAUGGCGGGAAUGGCAACAUCCUUCAAUGUCUCAUCACCUUCCUCCAUCCUCAGCCGUCCAUCACAGCUAUCAUCACUUUCAUUCUCAUCCAAGCCGUUCUUUCUGCCAAUGCGGAGUUCUGCCCGAAUGCCCCUACGUCUCAGAUGUCCCAGGAUAAUGGCGUUUUCUAGCAACGAUAUCAAAGUGGGUUCCAACAUUGAAGUUGAUGGAGCUCCUUGGCGAGUUAUAGAAUUUCUUCAUGUGAAACCUGGGAAAGGGGCUGCAUUUGUAAGGACCAAGAUGCGCAAUUAUAUAUCAGGAAAUACUGUUGAGAAAACAUUUCGAGCGGGCAGCACGAUUAAUGAGGCAAAUAUAUACAAGGAAACAAAGCAAUUCACAUACAAAGACGGUCCCCAGUUUGUCUUCAUGGACUUGACUACCUAUGAAGAAACACGUGUAAAUGAAUCAAGUAUCGGGGACAAAACAAAAUGGCUGAAAGAGGGAAUGGACUGCAAUUUGCUUCUUUGGAAUGAUAGACUUAUCGAUGUUGACAUCCCCAUCACGGUGAAACUGACUGUGGUUGAUGUUGAUCCUGGACUUAAGGGUGACACAGCUCAAGGUGGAUCAAAGCCAGCGACUCUCGACACUGGUGCUAUUGUCAAUGUCCCACUCUUUGUAAAUAUAGGUGAUGAAAUUAUGGUGGAUACCAGAACUGGGCAAUACAUGAAUCGCGCAUAAGUUUUGACUCAGAGAUUUCUCAACACCGGCCAAUAAAAUUUUGUAUUGUAUUUUUGUUUACCAGGCAGAAACUUUAUUAAAUUUGAUGCUAGAGCAUAAAUAUGUUAUAUCUGUACAUCAAGUUAGUGGAAGGUUUGUAAACCUUUAAACUCCUGCUGUAAGUGAUUGGCUUAUUUGAAAAAUGAAAAUAGCUUAUAUGAAGGCAGAGGAUGAGCAAUUUUUUUUUC